This is a messenger RNA of Solea senegalensis (Senegalese sole), 4352 nucleotides long. RefSeq lists its product as uncharacterized. The transcript has 8 exons. The record is from RefSeq and is a predicted model, not a curated record. NCBI's taxonomy places the organism in Eukaryota, Metazoa, Chordata, Actinopteri, Pleuronectiformes, Soleidae. Bases 1740 to 2429 code for a protein of 229 amino acids.
UUUGGAAAACAAUGAUCCAUAUUUGACAUCAUUUGAUCACAUUUUAGAGACCAAAGGACAAAUCCAUGAACAGAUAUAAUAACCCACAGAUUCAUGGAAUUUAUGUUCCUAUGUUUGAGCUUAUAUCUGUAUCUGUCACUGAGUUAGAAAUGACCCGUUGUAUAAUAAUAAUAAUACAAAUGUGCCAGAAUACUUAACACAACUGUUACACCUUCAACAGCCACUCAAUAUAAGACACAUUGAUACUGUAAAUAACACCAGGCUUUUGAAUGUCCUAUACUAUCUGAACAGAUCAUUUCCUCCAAUAUCUGCUGCAAUCACUGAGUGAUGCUUCAGGAAAUGAACAGGAAGCAUCAUCCUCAAGAGCUCCUCUUCAGGCUUCCUCCAACUGGAGCACAAGAAAUACUCUCUUUUCAGAGAGGUGGAGGGACGAGAGACCCCGGCAUGUGAACACUGCAGCCGCACAAGAACAUUUGGGAAAGCACAUGUGCCAACAGUGUGGGAGCAAUCCAGCGGCUGUCCGUUGUCGUGACUGUCGACCACGGCCCUUCUUCUGUGCUGACUGUGAUGUCAGCGUGCACGUCAGACAUGUCCUCCACAACAGGGAUGCAAUGACUGCUGGAUUCAUCCAGCCAUUACCUCCAACAUCUCUUGUUGUGGAUAAGGCCCUUUCCCAUUGUGCUACGUGCUGUUGUGUUACUGUCAAACACAUUCAAUUCAACAUCUUUCGAGUACCUUUUCAGCAACAUACUUCAUGGCCAUGAAGUCUUUUUUUCAUUUUCUCAUGUAAAGUUUGUGCUCCAGUCAUUCCAGAAUUCUAUGUCAUAUUACAAUGUCAAUAGAAAUGAUCUUAAUUCACUUGUGUGAUCUUUUACAGUACGGUUUGUACCUGUGGAGACGCCUGACCAGAAUUAUUAAAGGUCAACCCAGGAAACGAUGUUACUGUGGUCACAAUGAAUGGGCGACAUGAUCUCAGCAUGCCUGAGUUGAAUUGUGAGGCAUGCAAAGCCACUUGGACUGCUGGAGUGGACGACCUCAUUCGCAGUGACUACUGGCCUGCUACACUUCACUCUGCUACAGUUUAUGCAACCCAGAUUUUGUUUUCAUUUGAAGAAAUGAAGAUGGUGGCACCAGGAUUGUCCUGCCAGGCAUUUUUGACAAUGUCCGCUUUGGCCGUGUGAGUAAUAAAGUUAUUGAUCCCAUAGUGUAGUUCAUCUGUUUGUAUUGGGGCUGGAAAAGCUUUGUUUGUUGGUUAUGCAUUUAUUCCACAUUAUUGGCUCUCCAUUUCCUUGUUUUGAAAUAGACUGGGAAGAUCUCUGCAGACAGCUUCCAAAAAAGUUUUUUUGAGUGGGAAGCUGUGCAACAUCUGCAAAGAGGAGCCCUUCAUCUGUGCUGCGUGCACCCCAAAUAUGCUUGCAGUUUCCGUGGAUGGAAAUCGCAAGCAUUACCGGUUCAAGAAUGCAUCUAGGUCUCUGGGAGAGGUGUUUGUGGAGGGGAGUGGUCAGCAGCUAGAGAGACCUCCCAAAGAUCCACCAGCAAGGUAGAUGAGGAGGGACUGGAGCUUGUGGUGUGUAGGCAUGGUGUUCUGCUGCGUGCUCUCAAUAUGUACAGGGGAGAAAUGUUUGCUUAUCCCCUGUAUUUGCAAGAAAAGCUUGCCAGCAGGCAAAUCACUUUCUUCUGUAUGGAUGUGACCUGCAAGUAUUGGCCCUACCUCUAAAAAGCUCCAGCCCCUCCUCAGCAUGAAGCCGUUCCUGUCUGUAUUUCAUGCCAAAGCUCAUGAUUUCAAAUGCGAGGUCAAAUGGAGUGGGGCAUAUCAGGAAGGGGCUGGCCUAACACUAGGCGAGGAGGUUGAGCAGUGCAAUGCCUUCCUCUCUAGGAUUGCAGUGACCACAAAGCACAUGUCAAAAGCUGGACGCACAGACAUGCUGACUCUCUUGGCCAUGCGCUGGAAUCAGCAAAAGUUGGACAAUUUGGUCACCUCACUGUCUCACAGAUAUCACAAGACCAUACAAUCUCUACAAAGCAAGGAACAGAAUGUUGAGUCCAUGAAAGCUCAGUUGGCAGUGACAGAGAGCCAUUUGGAAGACUGGGUCAGUGAUGUCAAAGAGUGGGCAGAAGCAACAACAAACACAAGCACAAAUGAUGUGGAUGCCUUGGCCAGUAGAAUCGAGGUGCUGGUGACCAGUAUAAAGAGACGCUCACAGCGUCUUUAUAAAGAUACUGACGGCAACAAAGGUCGUGCCAGGAUCCGCCGCAAAAUCAGGGAGGAGAAGGGGAUCCUGACCUCUGUUGUGGAGAAAUACAACAAAAUAGUUCCAAGCACAGAAAGUCUUUGCAUGGAAACCAUUGUGUCUGGCGAGACAGCUUGGCCAUGGCAGCUACCACACAGUGGUAUGACACACAAACACAGAACCAGUACCCUCAAAUGAGGAUCUGUUACCCUACAGGACUUUAGACAUUCUUUGACAGAGUACAUAUAACUAACUUCAUGAUAUUGUCUAUGUACAGUGCCUUGAGAUAAUGUAUGUUGUGAAUACAAUUGAAUUCACUUCAAAUCUUUGUAAAAAGAAAUGCAUUUGAGACUCUGUCGAUCUAAGGACAAAGAGAAAGGCGUUUGACAUCAUCAUGGCAGUAAGGAGACUGGAGGAGGAGAAGAAGAAUAUUCUUGUUCUGGAGAUGGACCACUACUGGAAAUGGCUUUCAACUCGUGCAAAGACCUCGCAAGAGUUGUCCAGUCUACUUUCUAGUGAGACAGUGAAAAAUUGGCCAUGUGGCUUUAGUGAAGAGGGGUUGAAAGGUCUGCAGAGCAUCAUCCUGAGAAAGCAGCAGAACAUCAGAGAGAAGAAGAUGCAAGCUAGAGACUGCUACCUGCGACUUUUGUCUGGAGAGACUGCAGAGAACAUGAGCUUCUUGCACAAGCCGGAUGAUUGUGACAGUGACUCGGACAGUUCUGAUGAUGCACUGUAAUUGUACCCGUUACCGCUGCUCCACUUUCUUGUGCCAGUGGAAUUACAAAUGCUACUGUAGGUUGGUCACGUGAUGCCCUCUGGCCCAAAAAUACUUCUUACCAUUGCAACAAAACAAAUGAGCCAUGGUAGCAUGGUUUCCAGCAGGAGUGUUUUAGAAAAAACGGACAAAAUCUCCUUCAUUUCUAGUACUACUAUAAGUAGUAUUAUUAUUUUUAUAUAGACAGCAGAUAUGAGAGGACAGGGAAGACUGUUUACAAAGUAUCAGGGGAUGCAGCUCAUAUAGGUUAAAUCAAUAAAUAAUAAUAAUAAAUAGAAUAAAAGAUUCUAUAAAAUACACCAUGGCUACUCACUUCCUGCAAAUUUCACCAAGAACAAUCUGUUUGAAGCAAAUAUUCUCUGGUCCAGCCUAUUGGUCCAAAAUACACAAAGACGGAAUCCAUUGGCACGUUGAACCAUGCGUGGUUCACUAACCAGCCCGUUUGUAACUGGUAUCCUACCGACAAAGUUACCUGCACUUCAUGUGCUUAACAGAGUUUAGCAGUUUAGAUAACAUACUGUCCAGCUGUUGUGACUUAAUGAACCACUGUUACGACCCCAGGGUUGUGACUGCUUCUUCCCUGUGUGUAUGUGUCUGCGUGUGAGAUGGGUUGCAGGUGUGCAUGGCCUAUGUGGGUGAGUCUAGGGUGGAUCCUGGGAGCUGAUUGGUCCUGCACAGGAAGGACUCUGAAUAAGAGGCCUGAUCAUCCCAGCUGCAGCGGACUUCCUCAAAGCACUCACAGCAAGACUGCCAGCAGACAUUUUGUACUUGAUUUUAAUAAACUGGUUAAAAUGCUUUGUUUGACUUGUUGCUGGUGCUUUCUUGGGAGUUGACAAGGGGAGUGUCAUUAUUUGAUGUUGUGAUCAGGUUUUCUCCUAGGCCUGGUCGUAACAACCACAGAUACUUGUUUAUGUUCUCUUUUGAAUGAGUAUAGGGGAACUCAUCCUGUAUAUAAUGUAUAUACAUACAUGGAAACAAGCAUAUACUGUAAUCAUGUACAUUCAAUAUAUAUUUCCUUUGCACCAUUUGGAUUAUUUAUAACUUAAAGAAAUACUUGACUUAUAGAUAUUUGAUCAUAUUGUUGCUAUAUGUAUUUUGAGUUGUACACCAUUAUCUGUAUCAUGUUUUCUUUUGUAUGUAAUUAACAUUGAUCAAAUGAUUACAAGUCCAUUGUACUAACGUGUAUUACUGGAACAUGUUUUUAUAUUUACUUGAUUCAGUUAAAGUUUGAUAGUGAUGUUUGGUAUCAAUUGUCCUUCAUGUAGGUCAUCACUUUCAUUCAAACACAUUUUAAUGUACCUGUAUUUAUUCAAGAGGAAGGACAAUAAACUUCAACUUUUCAAAUA